AGGGACGGAGUGGGGGGAGCAGUACCUUACAUGGUGCCCCCGCGGCUGCCAUCUGAGCCCCACGCCCGAAAUAGCCCCGGCUCCAGCCGGCGGGCUCAUGGCCGGGACAUGGCCGCUGUCUUCGAGCCCGGGGAACUGGGGGCGCCCUGGGGGCCUGCGAGCUCCGCGCCCCCUCCCACCCGCUUCCACAGGGUGCACGGCGCCAACAUCCGCGUGGACCCCUCCGGGACGCGGGCCACGCGCGUCGAGAGCUUCGCCCACGGCGUGUGCUUCAGUCGCGAACCGCUGGCCCCGGGCCAGGUGUUCCUGGUCGAGAUCGAAGAGAAAGAGCUGGGCUGGUGCGGACACCUGCGCCUCGGCCUGACCGCCCUGGACCCCGCGGGGCUGGCUGCGGUGCCCGAGUUUUCCAUGCCCGACCUGGUCAGCCUCGGCCACACCUGGGUCUUCGCUAUCACCCGCCAUCAUAACCGCGUGCCCCGGGAGGGCAGGCCAGAGGCCGAGGGAGCGGCAGCGGCCCCCAGCCGCCCGCCAACCCUCCUGGUGGAGCCGUAUCUGUGCAUCGAGCAGUUUCGAAUUCCCCGCGAUCGCCUGGUGGGCCGCAGCCGGCCAGGCCUCUACAGCCACCUGUUGGACCAGCUCUAUGAGCUGAACGUGCUGCCUCCCACUGCGCGCCGCAGCCGCCUGGGCGUUCUCUUCUGCCCGCGCCCAGAUGGCACUGCAGACAUGCACAUCGUCAUCAACGGGGAGGACAUGGGCCCCAGCGCCCGGGGGCUGCCGGUCACGCAGCCCCUCUACGCAGUGGUGGACGUGUUUGCCUCCACCAAGAGCGUGCGCCUGGUGCAGCUGGAGUAUGGCUUGCCAUCCCUGCAGACGCUGUGCCGCCUGGUCAUCCAGCGGAGUGUGGUGCACCGCUUGGCCAUUGAUGGCCUCCACCUGCCCAAAGGACUUAAGGAUUUCUGCAAGUAUGAGUGAAGACCUGUGGUCCCCUGAGCAGGACCACAGUGGCCUCCUGAGCGUCGCGGCCCCCAAACUGUGGUUAGUCAGAAGUUGGCCACACUGCUGCCAGUCAGGACUAGAAAUAAACUCAGCCAGUGCUGACACUGAUAGUGGAGGGUCUCCUGGCCCCUGAAGCCCAAGAGGGGCACUUCUUUUAGAAUCAUCGUGGGUUGGCAGGUAGCAGCAAAAAAGAAAGCAUUUUAGACAUCAGCCAAAUCAGUGUUUCCAAGCCUGACUGAGCAUUUGUUAUCUAGGACACAAAGAAUGCUGAGCCCCUAGAGAGAAUCUCCAGAGAUUCUCACUUGAUUUGCCAGAGGGUAACACACAUUUUUCCCCCUGAAAACGCCCGUGGAGAUUCUAAUGUACAGCCAGAUUUGAGAAACAUUUCCCUGAGCUUCGACACAUAUUAAAACCACUUUAGGGGGCCUCCCUGGUGGCGCAAGGGGUUAAGACACAACCUAAGAGCUCCCCACAUGGCGCAGCAGACCUCUCCUGAUUCGCCCGCUGCUCCCCUCAGCAGUGUACUUUGGUCAAUCUGCCUGUUCUGCUCUCUACUCUGUCUCCGGUGAAUCUUCUCACCCCCACAUCUCUGGCCUGUACCCCAGUUCUUGAUGCAUAAAUAAAUCAAUCUUAAAAAAUAAAAAGCACUUGAGGAAUGUUGAUAAAGACUGAUAGAUGGGAGUGUUACAGUUCUUUUAGAAUUUGUCUAGCAGGUUUUCUGGUCCUCACAGGAAGACCCAAUUAAAAAAAAGAAAAGAAAAAAAGACUGAUAGAUGGGUCUGACCCUGGGAUUCUGAUUUAAUUGGCAUGGGAGGUGGGGCAUUCAUUGGGAUUUCUAAAAGCUUCCAAGAGAUUCUAAUAUGCAGUCUGGACUGAGAACCAGUGCCCGAGACCAAUGGUUUUACUUCUUUGAUGAGAAACUGAAGUCCAGAGC
Messenger RNA from Talpa occidentalis (Iberian mole), 1930 nucleotides. It is a transcript of the gene NEURL2, whose product is annotated as neuralized E3 ubiquitin protein ligase 2. The transcript is spliced from 2 exons. Gene Ontology annotation, biological process: intracellular signal transduction. NCBI's taxonomy places the organism in Eukaryota, Metazoa, Chordata, Mammalia, Eulipotyphla, Talpidae. The record is from RefSeq and is a predicted model, not a curated record. The coding region runs from base 31 to 972 and encodes 313 amino acids. Gene Ontology annotation, molecular function: ubiquitin protein ligase activity.